ACGAGGACCCUUGCUAAAAGCUUUCUUCAAGGGAGCUGCUCGUCCGCGGAGGAAACUCCUGGUGUCUGAGAGCUAUGGAGACGCUCACCAAGCUGUGUUAUCGUCGGCCAGACAAACACACGGACAUGGAGAAGCAAGCCUAGACUGCGGCGUAAAAUGCAGAUGUACUUCUACACUUGUAUGGUGAGCAGGGCAUCAGUUUCUGACAGAAUGGACACCAGCUGGUUUAUUGGACAAGAGAAGAUUUCACUCACAAACUCUGACCAGGAAACAACAUUGUCCGGCUCUUGCAGAGUAUUUUCCAACCCCUGCGUGACCAUCAACCUGACCGAUAUGCUACGGGGCGUUAAAAGCGAUUCAGAGAAGAGGCCAAUUCCUAUCCGGCCACCAGGUCCCAGAGGGUCUACGCCAAAGCGUCAGGAGCUCCACACCUCUUCCUAUGAACCCAUGCCAAAAUCCAUCAUCCGACGGUCACAGUCCCUGCCGCCUGUCACAGAGGAGAAGAGGCCAUGCAGACAGGUUGGGGUACGCUUUACUGACUCCCUGGGCCUCGACCUGGAGAACAUCAAGCUUUUCGAUUCAGGAGAGGAACCGUCUGUGCCAUAUCAUGUCAGCUUCAGAUUGCUAAUGGGUGCAGAGUUAGCAGAUGGAAAACACUUGGAGAUAUCAUUGCCGUAUUUAAAGCCACUUUUUGACCACCAGCCCAGUGAUCAUCCUGCAUUUGUGCGCCAUCUCAUCAAGCGCAAAGUGUGCCUCGAGAGAGUGCUGUGUUUAGAAUUUGGCGUCAUCGGAAUCGUGCAGGUGCUAAAUCUGGAUUUUAAAAAAGAUGUCACGGCCCGCUAUUCAUUUACAGAGUGGAAGAGUUGUGCAGAAGUUAAGGCCUUGUGGGUGUCCACCACCUCCAAGAUCUGUGAAGGGGAAGCUCAACUCUGCUGUGACGUAUUCCAUUUUCACCUGCCCGUCCCUCCCUUCCUGCAGCCUGGAGCGGUGUUAGAGUUUGCCAUCCAGUACAAAGUGUGUGGAGCUGAAUACUGGGACAACAAUCGCGGACAGAAUUAUAAGUUAGUUUGUCAUAACUACAAGCACACUGUGCCCAAAGAAUGUGAGGACAGCAUGGUUCACUUCUUUUAGGACUCUAGCACUACUAAGCACGAAACACACUUAUUGAAAAAUGUAUGACUUCUUUGUAGUACAACUGUAGCACAAUCACAUUUAUUUUUAUAAACUUAUAACGUCUUUGAUGGACUGCCAAAAAGAAAGUAACAAACAUUAAACAUUUCCAACUGCGGUUUCCAGUUUUAAUUGUGGCACUUUUUAUAUAGCACUUCCCUAGAAAGCACAUUGUCUAAAUGGACAUUACCGGUAAGCUCAUUAAAUAUUCCAUGUUGCAUAUAUCAAGUGGUAAUCAAAGCACCUUUUUAUUAUAUUUAUAAUCACAAAAAAAGACUAAUUCAACACAGAUAGGAAUUCAGUAAAUAUAGAAAAUGGAUGUAUGGAUUUAAAAAAAUAUAUAUAUAUUUUGUAAAUGUGUAAAGCUGGUGGAAAAAUACUAUUUGAAGUAAUUAAAAUGUUUUUGUAUUUUGCUACUAACCACAAAUAAAUGUAAUAGCUGCAGUUUCCAGUUUUAA
Molecule: messenger RNA, 1628 nt
Organism: Nerophis ophidion (straightnose pipefish)
Lineage: Eukaryota; Metazoa; Chordata; Actinopteri; Syngnathiformes; Syngnathidae
Gene: ppp1r3da
Product: protein phosphatase 1, regulatory subunit 3Da
Exons: 2
Coding region: 157-1131 (324 amino acids)
Biological process (GO): regulation of glycogen biosynthetic process
Cellular component (GO): protein phosphatase type 1 complex
Molecular function (GO): glycogen binding; protein phosphatase 1 binding
Source: RefSeq, a predicted model, not a curated record